Messenger RNA from Gryllus bimaculatus (two-spotted cricket), 1171 nucleotides. Lineage: Eukaryota; Metazoa; Arthropoda; Insecta; Orthoptera; Gryllidae. The record is from the annotation of a GenBank genome assembly.
CGUGCAGAAAAUGUGGUAUUUAACGUUCGUUGACGUGACACGUUAGAUACGAUCAGAACUGUGGACAGUUAUACUGUAAUAGCAGAGCCUGUGGUGGUGGAGAAACAGUCUUAUCUUGCAAGAACAAGGAUUAUCUUGCUUGUUCACGGUUGUGGAGGAAAUCAUCCAGAAAGUUCAUGAAAUCUUGGUGGUUAUUGGAACCAUUAGAAGAUUAAUCUGAUAUUUUGUGUUGGAAACACCAAUAUUUUUUGACUUUAUACAGGAACCGUUUGGCAUGGCCUCGUACAACCCCAGCGGUGGUAUGGACGGCGCCUCGGGCACCGAAGUGGCGGUCGCCUUGGUCAACGUCGUGCAACGAAUGAUCGCGGAGGCCGCUCGCCUGCAGGUUCAAGAGGCCCUGCGCCUGCAGGAGCAGGAGGCCGAGCGCAGACUCCAGGAGGCCGUGGAAUUGCAGGAACAUGAUUACGCUGCUCGUGCUCGCCAGAUAGAGCCCGUGGAGGAGACGAUGAGACCAUCCUCGGCGAGGAGAGAAAGCAAGGGGGCUGCAGAACAGAGGGCGAUGGAGAACGCUCGCGACUGUUUUCCCGCGCGUGGAGGCUCUCGUGAAGCGGGGCGCCCCUUUCCCCCUCGGCCGCCUCCGCCUCUACUUCCUCCGCGCUUCAGCCGCCCGCCGCCAGGGGCGCCCUGGGAGCACGACGAAGAUCGCCCGAGGCAGCAGCUGUGGCGGCGUUUGAAUGAGCUCGAGACGCGGAGGCGGGCUUCUCGAUCAUCUCCUUCGGAUUUGGGGGAGGACUUGUGUAAUGCGACCUGUGCUGACGAGGUCCGUUACCUUCUAGAUUCCGGGGCUGAUGUCAAUUACACAAACACCAGGGGAAAGUGCCCGUUGAUAUCAGCCAUCGAUCUAAUUACCGAUGACCAAUCGGGUGACGAUGCUUCAGAAAUGGUGUCGCUUCUUCUUGCCAGGGGCGCCGACGCGAACUCAAUCGACAUGGACGGCUCGUCUGCGCUGCAUUUGGUUAGUGGCGGAGAGAACUUUGAUCUGCUGAUCGAGGCGGGGGCUGACGUGGAUGCACGGAAUUGGGAAGGGGCGACGCCUCUGCACAUCGCUGUGGAUUGGAACGACGAGGUCGCCGUACGCUCUCUAAGCCUUAGGGCUUGGAAAGCCGGUUGA